Molecule: messenger RNA, 1399 nt
Organism: Triticum aestivum (bread wheat)
Lineage: Eukaryota; Viridiplantae; Streptophyta; Magnoliopsida; Poales; Poaceae
Exons: 2
Coding region: 105-881 (258 amino acids)
Source: RefSeq, a predicted model, not a curated record
GCAACAAUCUGAUAUGGGGUUGCGAAUAAAGACCAAGCAGUGGUGGUACUGCGUCCGCCCAGAGAGGUACGAGCACGAUCUUUUGUUGCUCGAGUUAACAUGGCAUGUUGUCACGGAGCUGCGACGGAAGCUUCUCUGCGUCGCAGCAUCGUCCUGGUACUAGAUGGAUGCGAGGUCUAUGUUAUGUUACGUGGAGGCACCACCACAUGACGGAGAGGUGCACGGUCGGUUGCUACAAAGAGAGACAGAGAGAUCAGCUGCGCUGUGCUUGUUGCAGGAGAAGAGGGCCUGCCACCAUUAAAGAAAGGAAGGAAGGAGGAGACGGCCUAGUCGUGGCCCCCCUCGACGCGGCGGCCACGAUCGAGCAGCGCGGGGGUCCAAACCGAGUCGUUUUCUCCCUCCAACCUCCACAGGAUCCGCGGCAAAAUUCCUUCUUCUUUCUUGUCUUCGUACAAGGCGAUGCUGCGGCCGCAGCAGCCCACCAGCCGCUCUCCGGUCGCGUGUUUCUCCGCUCGGCCCUGCUCCUAGCUGCCGCCCUGCGCGCGGCAAUGCCGGCGUCGCCGUCUUCUCGGUCCCCGGAGAUCACCAGCGUCUGCUCUGGCUCCGAGUCCGAGCCCGAGGAGCCGUCGCCUGUGACAGGCGGCGGCGGGUUCGUGGUGCAGCUGGUGUCGAGGGAAGUCUCGGACGGGCUCCUCGGCAAGUUCGCGGACACCAGCGAGUUCGACUUCGACUACGGCAGGAGCGGGCUCUGGUCGCCGCUGGUGCUGCGGCCCGAGGUCCUGCUCCUCGCGCACUCGUCGGCGUCCUCCUCGGCCCGGCGCCGGCAGCGGCGGUGGCGGUGGCGGAAGCGGAGAAAGAUGCUCUGCCGCUGCUUCUCAUAAUCUGAUGUGAUUGACAUUCGCUUUGGAUGCUUCUUCUGAGAAGGAACUGCUCCUCAUGGUGGUCUGCUCUGCAGACUGCUGUACAUACGAUGAUCAAAGACCAACCAGUAGCAAGAGGGCGUGUAAGUACGUGGUCACAGUACAGCAACACUGCUUCGUGGUUGGUGGUGAUCCUGAGAAGCGCCCCAGGUGGUGCGCUGUAAUUGCUACAGGAUUUUGCUGAUGAUUCUACUGUUGUGGUUGGUAAUGUUCCAUGAGAUGUUUGUUCAUGUGCUGUAUCUACUCAAACCCAUGGGCCAUGGCCGUGUUGUGGUUAAUUUGUACUGGUAGAGCAAAGUAAAGGUGGACUUUAUCGAUCAUGUGCAGCGCGCAAGAAAAGUUUCAUCUUUGAAUAGAGCCGAAAGGAAUAUUUGCAUGGUGGGUAUGUCGUGGCGUGUUUAUUAUGAAGGGAGGUGACUGACAGCACAUUGACAUGAUCAUCUCUAGAACUAAUUAAUUCAGCUGCAAGACAGACAAAA